AUGAAAGGGUGUGAGCUGUGUGGGAAUUCGGCGAGAAUGUUUUGUGAAUCAGACCAAGCUAGGUUGUGUUGGGAUUGUGAUGAGAAAGUACACUCUGCCAACUUUCUUGUUGCAAAACAUUGCAGAAUCCUUCUUUGUCAAGUCUGUCAAUCUCCAACUCCUUGGAAAUCCUCAGGGUCUAAACUUGUUCCUACUGUUUCCAUAUGCGAGUCUUGUUUUACUAUCCAUAACAAUAAAAGACAUAUCCAAGCUCAAAACAUCAUGACUAGUGAUCAAGAAAGUCAAGAAGCAGGGAAUGAUUUAGAUGAGUCUGAAAAUGAUCAAGAAUUCGAUGACGAUGACAGUGAUGAAUACGAUGAAGAUGAAGAUGAGGGGGAGGAGGAGGACGAGGGAGAUGGAGAUAACCAGGUGGUGCCAUGGUCAGGUCCUACUUUAUCAUCAUCAUCACAUGUGCCACCUAUGGCUAGUUCUUCUAGUAGUGAAGAAGAGAUUUCUUGUCCUGGUAGAAAUGGGCUCUUGAAACGGAUGCGAGAGAGUAAUGUUGAUCUUGAUUCUGAUGAUGAAAUUGGAUGUUUCUCUUCUCAUAAUUUAGGAGAUGGAAGAUUGAGCAAUGAGGAAGGGAAUUCUUUGAGUUCAUUAAGGCCAUUUAAGCAAGCAAGAACAGGUGUUAAUGUUGAAGAAGAUGGUCAAGCAGUGUCAAGAUCAACGGCUAUUAUAGAAUCCGUUAAGAGACUGCAAAGAGAGACGGUCACGAAUGGAGAAAACGCGUCUGCUGCUGCUAUUCUUGGGAUCUGCAGAUUGAGCAGAGAUCAGAGCCUUUGA
Molecule: messenger RNA, 822 nt
Organism: Dovyalis caffra
Lineage: Eukaryota; Viridiplantae; Streptophyta; Magnoliopsida; Malpighiales; Salicaceae
Source: the annotation of a GenBank genome assembly